AUGGGGGCGAAUCUUAGCAGUAAAUGCGAUUCUUCGCCCGAUGUGAAGAAUCACUUGAUCUACUGCUUCGUGGCACGAGGAACGGGGCCGGGAGUGGUGGUGCUGGCGGAGUACAAGCCGGUAGAGGGCAAUUUCCAGAAGAUCGGCCUCGACUGCGCGCGGAUGCUGGCGGCGAACGACCACAGCAUCACGUACAUAUGCAACACCGUCGCGUACACGUGCGACCACAGCACCACGGUCCCGUCCGAGCAGCACACCUUCAACUUCCUGGUCGAGGACGAGAUCACGUACCUGGUGGUGGCAGAGAAGGAUGUCGACCAGAAUACUUCGUUAUGGUUCCUGGUCCGAGUGAAGGAUGAUUUCCAGAAAAUGUUUCUUAAAAGGUACAUAGCCGAGGCCAGGGCGCACAGCUUGGACAAGCGGUUACGGCCGAUCAUGAAGAAGCACAUGACCUUCUGCGUGCAGGACCACCUCAAAAGGCUCGACAAGAAGGCCAAGAUCGGAAAGCAGCUGGAGGAGGUAAAGGCUCUUUGUUUGGGCAACAUUUCCAAGCUCAUGGAUCGCAAUGAGAGAGUCGAGGACCUCGAAGAGAAGGUCGAGAUUCUGGUCGUGGAGACGGAGAAGUUCGAGAAGGUCGCCCGCGAGUUAAGCGACUCCUUGUCUCCGAGCGUGUUCUUCCCGAACCCCUUGUUCGAGAAGAACACCCACACGCUUAGGAACAAGCUCUGGAGGCUGAACAAAAACACGCUCUUCGUGCUCCUGCUCAUCCUGGCCGUCGUCCACCGGCUCUUCAUCUGCCACGAAGCAAAAGGCAGCGGCAACGACCCCCGGCAGCGGCGCCAAAAAGAAGUUGUCGGCUUCUUAUGUAAUAACCCACUAAAAGCUAAAACUGCAAUAUAG
Molecule: messenger RNA, 900 nt
Organism: Marchantia polymorpha subsp. ruderalis
Lineage: Eukaryota; Viridiplantae; Streptophyta; Marchantiopsida; Marchantiales; Marchantiaceae
Source: the annotation of a GenBank genome assembly